Messenger RNA from Hydractinia symbiolongicarpus, 590 nucleotides. RefSeq lists its product as uncharacterized. The transcript has 2 exons. The record is from RefSeq and is a predicted model, not a curated record. NCBI's taxonomy places the organism in Eukaryota, Metazoa, Cnidaria, Hydrozoa, Anthoathecata, Hydractiniidae. Bases 1 to 510 code for a protein of 169 amino acids.
AUGCUUGCAGCAGAAAUCAUGAAAGUUAAGAUUGUGAAUUCUUCUAUCAAAGGCUACCAUAUAUACCAUGUCCGUCCACACUUGGAUAUAGCUAUGGAUGUGAGACCUGAACCAGAAAACCAGUAUGACCCUAAUGCUCACUGUGUUUGGAUGCCCAAUCAGGAAAACAUACCAAAAAAUUUACUAAAGGAGGUAACUCGCCCUGAAAAGGAGAGUCAGAAGAAACAAACUGCAGGCAAAAUUGCAGGCAAGUUAGUUGGUCGAGUACCUGCUAGUCUUGGCAGUAUUUUUAAUUGUGUAUCAGAUGCCGUUUUGAGCAUCAAAUGCAUUGCAACUGUGGAGCCUGAAGUUAGCAAACAGCCUGUAGCUAGCACAAAAUACCGAUACAACCCUUGGGGUUUUAGUAAACGUGGUGGUGGUGCCACUGGAAAGGUCGAUUAUGUUAAGGAACAAUUUAACCAAUUUUUUGCUAAUUUCAAGGGAACAGAGACUUUAUCAAUUGAAGAUUAGCCUCAUUCUAGCUAAAUCAAAAUCAACUGAUGUUUACAUGUAAAUGUGUAUUAAAGCAAUAAAUCAUACAUAUGUUAUAA